Molecule: messenger RNA, 6799 nt
Organism: Paramecium primaurelia
Lineage: Eukaryota; Ciliophora; Oligohymenophorea; Peniculida; Parameciidae
Source: the annotation of a GenBank genome assembly
AUGUAAUCUGGAUAGCUCUUGAAUUUAUAAAGGCUAGAAAGAUAAUACUUAUAGACUCUUUCCUAAAAUGGAUGGGAAUCUCCUGUUGUGGUUAAUGCAGCUGUUGAAUUUGCUAAUACAUUAUUAAGAGAUGGAAGAUCAUUAAUUAAAUAAGGUAACAAUCCUUAAGCAGAAAUGUUUUUCAAUCGAGCUAAAGAAGUACAAAAAAUUAUAAUAAAAUAUAGAUCACAACUCCAAUUUCAAUUACUAGUGGAAUAUUUUAUACAGCAAAUUUUGUUCGUGCAAGAGGUAAUGCUAUAUUAUAGAUUGUAUAAUUGUAUGAAUAAUAAAAUCAAUACUAAAAAGCUUGGAUGAAUAUAAAAGAAGUAUUACCUUUUAUGGAGAAAUUUGCAUAUUCAAAAAGAAUAAAUAUUAACGAGGAUGAUAAAAAUGUUUUAAAAGUAUAUGUUUAAUUACUCUUUCAUGGAUGUGAAGUUUGUAGAAUGAUGCAUAGAAAAGAUGAUAUGUUAGAUCAAUGUAAUAAAUAUGUUGAAAUCUUACAUCGUUUGGGUAUCACAUUUGAAUCUUUAAGAAAUUUAACAAAAGAUGAAUUUCAUUAAGAAUAUAAAAAAUGGUUUUUAAUGUUGGCUAAGGCUUUCUAUUAUAUUGGUAAAUCAUAAUUUAAAGUUGGAUUUGAAAGGGAAUCUCUUAGUAAUCUAUAUAAAUCUUAGUAAAUAUUUGAAAUAAUCUAUGGAAUGGAUGCACCUGCUACAAUUAAAGCAAAAGAUAAAUAUGAGAAAUUAAGUUAGAAAAUGGAAUUUGAUAUGAUAAUGGCUAAAGAGAAAGUAGACUUUUAAUAAUUUAAGGAAGAUCUUCAAAAAGAUGUUGGAUAAGAAUUGCUUAAAAAAGUAGUAACACUUAAACCAAAUAAAACAUUUAAUGUAUGCUUAUUUCUGUUAUUUCAAGCAUCAUAUCAUUUAAUAAGUUAAAUCAUAUCAACAAAUCGUGGGACAAUUAUCUUAACAUACUACAAAAUAUUAGAUGCCAGAAUAUGUUUAAAAAGUUAGAAUAGAAUAUGAGGAUAAAUUGAGAACUAUAUCAUUUUAAUAGAAAUAUGAUGAUUCCAAUAAUAAAUAUAAGCAAUAUCAAAUCAAAAAUAAGAAAUUAUCAUCUAGAGCUGUUUCCACUUAUAAUCAAUCUUUUUUACCUCAAGAUAGAUUAUUCUCUCCUAAAUUAUCAUCUAAUGCUACUUAAUCAAAAAGAACUAGUCUCUAUUAAUUAGAAAAUCAUAUGGAUUAACUAAAGUAAAUAAAUUUUAUAUAGAUUUUAAUAGAGAACAAUUAUAUACAACAGAAUUGAAGAAAGAUACUAUGGAUGAAUUAUUAUUAUCUAGACCUAUGAUUAAAUCUGAAUAUGUAUUACAUAAAAAGAAAAAUGAUAAUAAACAAAAUGAAUCAGCUUAACCUAUAAAAAAUUUGAAUAAAAAGAAAUUCAAAUCAAGUAGAUUGAUUCCUCGUAUUCUAAAUAAAUAAAGUACUUAAAAUAUUCAUAUUAAAUCUGAUUCUUAAUAAAGUGAAUAAAAAAUACAUAAAAUGUAAACUAUAUAAGAUUAAAAUUUCUAAUAAUAAAAUGAUGAUUUGCAUAUGCCUACAACUGAAUCUCUUUUAUAAUAAUAAUAAUAAUAACAAUAACAAAUUAUUUAAGUUCCAUUUAUCUAAAAAAUAUAAACAGAAGUGUCUGAAUAAAAAGAAUAUAUAUACACAGAUUUACUCAAUAAAUAUACAAUGGACUAACUUAACUUAGCAGCUUCUAUCAUUUAAUCCUGUUAUAGGAAAUAUAGUAAAACUAUUAAAUAGAUUCAAUCUGUAUAAACUAUUGAAUUAACUCCCAUUAAUCUACCAAAACCAAUCAAUGUUACAUAAAUAAGUGAAAAGGUUGAAAGUUAAUAGACAGGUCGAAAUUAAAUGAAAGUUUCUGUUAAAGAUAUGAAAAAUUCUUUUAGAAGAAGAAACUUUGGAUUUGAUUCAAUAGUGAGGGAAAUCAAGAAUACUGAUUCAGAUUAAAGUAGUUCUAAUAAAGCUAAAACUGUAUAUUUAAUUGAUUUAAUUAUUAUAGUUAGUCUAAAUUAUUAAGGAAUUUUACAAUCUACCAGAAUAAGAAUUAUACUUUUUAUCUAAGUUAUUCUUUGAUUCUGAGAUUAAGAUAUGGAAAUUAUCAAAUAUUUGUGUUAGAGCCUUUAGUGAUGCUAAUGCUUAGAAUUUAGAGACAGAAGAACAAGAAUAAAUACAAAAUGAUAUUUCUCCUAGCGAAAUUUGUAUAUAUUUAUAAUGAAUUUCAAUUAGAACAUUAAUUGCAAUAUAUAAUGAAUAUAUUUGCUGAUGUUAGAUCUAUUAAAGCAUUAUAAUUAAUAGUCUAUUUUAGAUUAUCUAAUGAUAAAUAACAUUACACACUCAAUUUCAAAAUUAAUAAUUUUGCUAGUUAUUUAGAUGAAUAUUAAAGAUGGUUUUCAAAGGAUCGUCUAUAAAAUUUUAAUGGUUUAUUAAGUAUAUAUUGUAAAUAAUAAUCACUUUAUCAAUCUAAUAAAUGUAAUGUUAUUGUAUUUUAAUCAACCGAAAUUGCUUAGGAAAUAGUUAGCAAACUUUUAUAUGCUAUAAAGAAUCAUUAUUAUUUAAUUAGAUCUGUUGUUGGUUUUAAAAUAAUUACAAUGAAAGAUGUAAUAUCUAAUCAAUUACAACAUGAAAUUAUUGAUAUUAGAUCUUAUUAUAAAAAUAAAUAAAUAGAAAAAGAGAACAAAAGAUAAAUGCUUUUAAAAUAAUUAAAAAUGGAACCUAUAAAAAUUGUUGAACAUUAAAAAUAAGAAUUACCAUCAAUAUCAUCAUCUAGAAAUAAAAGAUAACUACUUUUUAAUGAUGAAAUUUAAUACUCUAGAGAAUAAAGUAUCAUUAUUUAAGAAUCAGAUGAUAAUAAAUCUGAUUAAUCAAAAAUUAUUACAUCCUAAUCACCUUCUGAUUAAAAACAUUUUUCUAAUCAUUUAUAAUCUAUUGAGAACAUUUCAGAAAAAGAUAUUAUUUAAGAAAUUCCAUUGAGAAAUCCAAAAAAAUAAUAUUCUGUAAUUCAUAAUAGAAAUACUAUGACAAGUCCUAGAUUUGAUUCUAUUAUUUCAUCUUAAGCAGUAAUUCGUAAUCCUAUUUAAAGAAAAACUCAUGGAAGUCAAUUUUUAGAAUUUUCUAGAAAAUAGAAAUUAGAUUUAAUUAAAUAAGAAGAAUUUAAUUUAGAACCUCCAAUUUCCAAAUAAAGUUUGGAUGAAUAAAUUAGAGAUAGAUCAAAUUCAGAUAUAUAAUUCCUAAAUGAUUAUCUAUCUGAAUUUCAUUUUGCCAAUUUAGCUGAUUUCGAAGAUUAUUAACCAAAAGAAGGACCUAUUCUUUCAUUUAAAAAUUAAUUUAACUAUAAAUCUACUUAUUUUCCACCUAGAGGUCUAAUAAUAUAUCCAGAACCUGAACCAUUUUUACCUGAAUAUCCAGAUUCAUUUAUAAUGUUGAAUGUUACUUUAAAGUAAGAUAAAUAAAUAAAAACUGGAUUUGUAUUAUAUGAAGAAGGUUAGGUGUAUUUGAUAAUUGAUAAUAGAGAAGGAAAUGUUCAUAAAUAAAUUUUAUAAAUAGAUCCUGGCAUUAGAUUACCUAAUCGAUAAAAGAAACUAGAAAUAUUAAAACAUCUAAUAGAUAAACCAGAUAAUUCUUAAAGACUCUCUAUAGUUCAAGAAUUGCAAUAAUAUAAUUAUAGACAUACUUUAAUAAUGUUAUAGAGAUAUGUUAGAAGAAUGAAUCAUUAUGAUGAAUACAUAUAAAAUGAAAUUCAUUAAUCAUUAUGUAGCAAUAAUAUCAUACCUUCUACUUCUAUAAAAUGUCUAAACUACUCAGAUAAAAUAGUUUCAUUACAAUUAUUACAAAAUGAUAUUAGAACUGAAACUGAAGAAGGUAUUCAAAUAAUAAUUGAAACUGGAAUCCCUCAAUCCAAUGAAGAAUUAAUUGAUAGUAAAUCCUUUCAUUGUUAUAGAUCGAAAUUUAACAUAAAUAAAAAUAAAUUUUACUAUUAUUAAACUAAUUUAAGUUUAAAAGUUGAAGUUUGUUUUAGAGAAACAAAAAUUCUAGAUACAAAACUCUUGUAUCUUAGUGAACAAUAAGCAAAGUAAGAUUUGAUUGUUCUCAAGAAAAACAUGCAUUAAUUUAUCAGUCAUUCAAAAUUAUUAGUCAAGAUUUUACUCUAUAAUCCUAAUUAAAAGUAAUAUUUUUAUAGAACUAUUGAUUCACUUUAAGAUAUAGAGAAAAUGCUUCAUAUUUUUAUUAAGCCAUAAUUGAUAGGAUAUUAAAUAAAAUCAUAAGCUAAAAUAUAAAGAAGAUUAAUAGGAAGAGCAUUAUAAUUCAAUAGAUAGGUGAUAUGUUUAGAGGAUAGGAAUAGAGAUAAAUUUAGUGCUUUAGAUUAAUUUUUAUUAAUGUACAUAAUUGAUCCUUUGUAAUUCAUAAAAAAUGAAAAUCAUAGAUUAUUAAAAUCAACAAUUCUCUUUUAUUAUUUCAAAUAAUAAUUGAAAUUGACUUUGAUAUCUUCAAGUCGUUUAAGAUAUUUCAUGAAAACAUAUUUUCAUCGUAAAACUUUUAAUGCUUAAAGUAGAGUUAGUAAUAUAGGAAAAGUUUUUGUAGAAUGCGAAGUUUAUUAAUUUAAUAAAUUUUAUUCUGAUUAAUAAAAUAAUGAUCAUACAUAUUUCUAUUUUUAAAUAACACCUUAAGAAAGUAGAACCAAAGUCUUUAAAUUAGUCUUGGACUUUGCUGAUAUUAAAAGUAUAUGUAAUAAAGUUGUAUUAUAAAACUGUUUUAAAGAUAAAGUAUUACAUCAAAUAAUUAAAAUAUUGACUGCUUAUUUAGUAUGUUAUAGAACAAAUACUUAUCAUGGAAUUAAAAUUCCUUUAUCAUAUAUUGCAAGUUAAUCUAAAUAUGAUCUUCACAAUACAUUUACUGAAGUAACAUAUGGAAGUAAUAUACUUGAAGAAUAACAAAAUGCUAGAUCUUCUCAUCCAAAAUUAUCUAUCUUAAUAAGUGAUCCAAUGCUUAGAAAAAAGUCUUAAGCUUAGAUUAUGGAUGUAUAAAUUGAUAAUUUAUAAAUGCCUGAAGAAGCAAAUAAAGUAUUAAAAAAUACUACUAUGUUAACUCCUAUUUUUAGAGGAUAGAAGUUUAUUUAUAAAACAACUAAAAUUGUAAAUAAUAUGUAUGUAAUUAUCACUAUAUCUUAUUUAUCUCUCAAUAAAUUUUAAAUAGGAUUAUAUAUACCAUAAACUUGUAGGAAUUUUAGUUGUUAUAUAUCAUCAAAUGAUUUUCAAAAUAUGAAUCCUGUAUUUUUAGAAUCAAUAUUCCCAUCUAAUUUAGUUACCAAAGAAACUAUUGAUUAAUUUUAUAUAAAUAGAUGGAAAUUUUCAGAAAUGAACAAAAUAUUUGAAAUGGCAGUCAAUCAUCCUGAUGAAUUUGAAGAUUUUUAUAGUGAAAUGCGUAGUUAAGCUAGAGCUAUUCCAUAAUCAGAAUUAUAAAAACUAACUGAAAGUAGAGUUUCUAUAAAUAAUGAAGAUGAAUUUUUAGAAAAAUAAUAUGAUGAGACUCCUAAAUUACUUGAAUCAUUUAGUGAUCAAAGUAGAUAAAAUGCUAGAUCAUCAACUUAACCACCUAUUUUUGUUAAAAAAUAAUUCUCUAAGUAAUUUUCAGUAUAAAAUUCUAUUGGUCAAUCAAAUCCUUAGAGAUUAUCAUUACCAACAUCAUAAUUUUAAUAGAAAACAGAUAAAAGUCUUUUUUAUAGAAAUAGUCCUAGAGUAUCAAAUUAAUGUAGUAUGGAAAAUUUGUAUUAAAGUGAUAAAGAUUUAUUUUUUAAUUAAAUACUUGUUAGAAAAAACAAUCUUGAUAUGAUUUCAACCUUUGAAAUUAAAAUUUGGGAAUCACUUAUUGAUAAAGUAUAAAUUACUAAGAAUUCUUAAAAUCGAUUUAUUUUAAAUUUAGAUACUUUUAAAGGAGUCUUACGAGAAAAUCUAUAUACAUAAGUAGUAUAUUUAGGUAAUGAAGUUAAUGCCUUAUUUGAAGUAUUUGUUGAAAAUAUCAGAAAACCAUUUAACAUGUUAAAACCUUAUAUGCCUAUAAGAUUAAAUGAGAGUUAGAAUUAUUAAUUAUAUUAAAGAAUCACACUUUUUGAACAACCUCAGAUUGUCAAUUUUAAAUUAAUGCUAAGAAAAGUAUUAUACAGUUAUUAUAAUGAUGAAAGGAGGAAUCUAUAGAAUUUAAAAUUGAAUGAUUGUAGUGUAGAUUAAUAUGAAUUCAUAGAAUCAGAUAUUUAGAAAUGUUCAGUAUACAUGUUAAACAAAUUAAAAAAAUAACUAAAAUUGAAUCCAUCUAAGUUUAUUGUUUAAGAAGUAUAAGGAGAUGAAAAAUGUCCAUAAGUAAUUAAAGUCAAUGCAAAUUAUGAAUAAUAUUCUUCAUUCAAAGUAUUAAAUAUUUAUUAUUAUUAGUGUUAUUAAUAUACAUUGUUAAAAAGGAUGGUAUUUACAAUGAGACCAACUUUAAUAUAUGUGUCAAUAUUUUAUUAAGAAAAGAGGAAAAAGUUUUGGUUAUAUUUCGAAAGUAUGAAAAAUUGUAAAAAUACAACUGUCAAAUAUAAUUUAAAGGAUAUUUAGCAUUGUAUUCCUAAUGCAAUUGGUUUAUUAAAUUUGGGUUUACAUUAGGAAUUAGGGAAUAGAAUAUAUCGAAGUUUUAAAAACAGACUUUUGGUCUCCACACAUCAGUAAUUGUUAUGA